AUGGGGCCGGUCCACAAGCGCGUGUGUCUGCCGCUCUUGGUGGCUGUCUUGACGCCCGCUGUUGUGCUGAUAGAGUUUGACGCGUGUCGGUCCCCAACGCAUUUGGCAGUGGUUCCGAAUUCUCAGAGUCGCAGCGCAGCUCUUUCCGCACACAGCCCUUUUUUUGAUGCGUUCCGUCGGACAGCGUCGUACGGCUUUUCGUCGCCUGGGGACGGGCAGGUGACCUCAAUAUGCCCCAAUGGGCACCGACACGGGAGCCUGCUGGUGGCGACGGCUGCCUCCGAGUUGCCAAAGACAACUGCCGUCCGCACGUUCCCAACUGCAUCUGUCGCCGGCGCAGGUGGACGAAGACCUCACUUUCGACCCAUUCUGCCCCGUCCUGCUCCAGCUCCAAGAGCUGUCUCGGCUACCGUCUUCCUUCGGCCACCUUCCCCUGCGCAGCGGCCGCCUGCGGCGCCAGCACUGGGAAUUAGCAGCUCCACAGCUCCUCGCGACGGCCCUUGGCCUGGCCGACCCCGGCUUGCUGGACCCAUUUCAUCGGUCCUCCCGGUCGUUUCUGUCCAGCUGCAAAAAGCGUCGCUGCCGGGGCUACUUGGGCAACCUGUCUACGUGGUCACAGCUCCACAGUCGACGGGCGUUAACGGCGGACCGCAACAGACGGUCACGCGCAGCUCUGGACAGCCCCCCGUUAGGCCUGCCUCGCCGCCGCGUGUUGCCAGGCGCGCAAACAGGACCGUGCCUGGCUGCGCGGGCUCGCCCAGGUGCCUCCACCUGCCUCCACCUGCUCAGUUGCCUGCGUCACCUCAAGCGCUGCAUGCGACGACCUUCCCGACUUCGACGCCAGAACCCGGCGCCUCUGCUAAGGCGUUUGCCGCGCUGGACGCGGGAUUAAAUCCUUUGCGUUCGGGAGGUGCGAAUCCAGGUGUCCCCACGCAGUCACGGCCUGGCGUGCCGGGAGAGCGGGAAUCCCGCGUGUCUGCGCGACGUGCGAACCCCCUCAAGCGAAGCCGUUCCGAGUCGCCAACUGGGGAAAGACGCUGGGCUUCCUCGCCUCCACCCUCUUCAGGCCUCAUGCGCAUCGUUUUGAGCAUCCUACUCAACCGUUUUGCGGAGGGUCGGUGGCAGGCGGCGCGCCCCCCCUCCGGCAGCCCCUUUCCCGGCGCUGCCGCUGAGGCUGUGCGUCCUCGUGCGCCGCCGUCCCGAGCGGAUCAGCCCCAAACAUCCGAGCCGGUGUCUCCAGGGAUGCCAGGGAAAAGGGCUGGCGAAGUGAGCGGAGGACUGGGCGAGUCGGGAAACUGCACGACAGGCUGUUCGAAGGCACCGGUUCCGCAGGAAUCCAGUUCAAGGCGCACUGGGGGAGGCGUAGGCAGUCCCGCGCAGUCAAAGCCCAAGUUCCGGAGGCCGUGGGAGGACGACGACACAACUGAGGCGGCCGCGGGGCCGUCGGCGUCGCCAAGUUGGAGACACAAGAAAUUCAGAGGCGCGAGCGAUGGUUCAUGGGGAGAGUCUUAG
Neospora caninum is the source of this 1512-nucleotide messenger RNA. RefSeq lists its product as hypothetical. The transcript has 3 exons. The coding region runs from base 1 to 1512 and encodes 503 amino acids. The record is from RefSeq and is a predicted model, not a curated record. NCBI's taxonomy places the organism in Eukaryota, Apicomplexa, Conoidasida, Eucoccidiorida, Sarcocystidae.